Phodopus roborovskii (desert hamster) is the source of this 2486-nucleotide messenger RNA. RefSeq names its product PNMA family member 8B (gene Pnma8b). The coding region runs from base 445 to 2457 and encodes 670 amino acids. NCBI's taxonomy places the organism in Eukaryota, Metazoa, Chordata, Mammalia, Rodentia, Cricetidae. The transcript has a single exon. The record is from RefSeq and is a predicted model, not a curated record.
GGUCUGCGCAGGCGCAGUCUGAGGCUGCCGUGCUGCAGCGGCCCCGCUGAGCGUCUAGACCAGGGUGCGCGCUUCGCUCCAGACUCCGCCGGAGCGCAGGCGAGCUGCCGCUCCCACCCCUCACGCCCACCAGGUGCGUUGAUCGUCGCCCUCCUGCACCCCACCAUCGAUAGCCAGUCACCCAGGCUGUCAGGGACAAAGGAGCUCGGGCCAGCCGGAAGACCGGACACGUAAGCCCCCUGCGGACCCUCGGAUUGCCCCGGGGGAAGAUCAUUGCGUCUGUUAGGCAGCAGGUAGCUAGAGCCCGGAGCCCCCAAACCCGAGCCUGAACUCUAACCCUGCGGGUGGCCCUUCCAGAGUAGGAUUGACCCAACCUGUGUUUCGCAGUCCACCCCUUCCUCGGGCUCCCUCCCGCCCCAAGAUUAGCCUUCACCCGGCAGCGCCAUGACCAUGAACCUUCUGCAAGAUUGGUGCAAGGAGCUGGAAGUGGAGGUCCACAGGGCCCUGCUGAUCACGGGCAUCCCUGAGCGCCUGCAGCAGGCGGACAUCGAAGACACUCUGAGGCCCAGCUUGCAACCCCUGGGCAGCUACAGGCUUCGGACUGUGAGAGCUGUGACCAAGGAGAAGGCUCAGGCCGCCUUGGUGGAGUUUGGGGCAGAUAUCGAUCACUCUGCUAUCCCCAUCCACAUCCGGGGUGAUAAUGGGAUCUGGAAGAUCCUAAGUAAGGACCGCGGACAAGAUGCGCGGGUCCUGAGGCAGAUGAGGCGCCUGUUGCUGGAUGAAAGGCCCAUGGAUGACUUCAGAGAAAUAGCCAUCCCUCUGGUAUUGGAGGCCCAGGCCCAGGCCAAGGGGUUGGGGAAGGAGGCCAAGAAGGCUGGCUCCUCCGAAGGGGCAGCCAGAAACCGUCGGGGCCGUCGGGGAGGCAAGCGCAGAUCUAGAAGCCACAAGUUCACAGUUCAGAAGGGCAAGAAGAGGGGCCGGGGAGGGCGCCGAGCCAGGAGUGAGUCGGACGACUCAUCCGAUGACAGCCUGGGCAUUGUCAUAGAGGAGAUCUAUGCAGAGGACCUGAGCGUAGAUGAGGACCAGAGGGCCCUGUAUGCCACGCUCCAAGCAGCUGCCAAAGAGCUCACCAAAAAGUGGGCCUUCCGGGGAGACCAGGACGAAGGAGAGGGCCCCCGAGAGUUUUUGGCGCUUGUCACUGUCACCGACAAAGCUAAGAAGGAAGAGAUCGAGAAAGACCUCCCUGGGACAGAGUCCAUCUGCUUGAACAUCAAAGAUGAGAAGAGCGGUGUCCCUGACUUAGUCGCGCUCCUGGCUGUAAGGGAUACCCCGGUGGUGGAAGCAGACAGCGAGGCAGAGGAGGAAGAGGGAGAGGAGGGAGAGGAGGGAGAGGAGGGAGAGGAUGAUGGUGACGAUGACGAUGAUGAUUCCGACGGCGAGUCUCUGGAAAACGGAGAGGGGGUGAAAGGAGGGGUGGACAACCCCGAGUUUGUGGCUAUCGUGGCUUACACCGACCCUGCCGACCCCUCUGCCCGAGAGGAAAUGCUAAAAAUCGCGUCUGUGAUUGAGACCCUAGGCUGGGGCGAUAAAAAAGAAAAAAAAGAUGUCCUUCCUCAAGUCCUGUCCGUCAUGUCCAAGGACACGUCUGGGCCCAGAGUGAAGGUAGAGGAGGCAGGCCGCCAGGUGGACGCCAUGGUCCUGAGGAAGGCGGAGGAAGACGGAAACCUUCUGGAAUGUAUUUCUACUCUGGCCGAAGCCGAGAAUUGCCCCAAGGGAAAGAAGUCUGGGCUGGGUCUCCUCCGAGGCUGGACCGCUGAGGGCCACCAGGGUGGCCUCCUGGAGCUGGUGGCCCUCCUGGCUGCGCAAGACAUGGUAGAAGCUGUGAAGGAGGAAGAAGCCAGCAGGUGGAACGGCGGGGGCAGCGGCGGCAGCGGGGGCAGCGGGGGCAGCGGGGGCAGCGGCGGCAGCGGCGGCAGGAAGUGUGACCACAGCCAAGGUGGCUUAUCCGAUGUCCUGGCUUUCCUGGCCUCCCAGGAGAAUCUAGAAUCCAACGAGGAAUCGGACGACGAUUCAGACACAGAAUCCGAGGGGGAUUCCGACGACACUGACAGCGAAGAAUCAGAACCAGGAGACAGCGUGUCCAAGAAGCCCCGCGCCAAGAGAGCGCGCACCGGCUCCAAAAGCCUGGCUCCUGCUGGCGCCACCGCAUCCAGGGCACGCAAAACCCGCAGGGGUGGCCGAGGUCGUGGCCGGGGCGUCACUCCAGAGAAGAAAGUGGGGAGCGGGGCUACAACCGAAGACCACGCGGGUAACAACAAGAAGCAGAAGAAGGGAUCCGCAGGCGCGGGGGCCCGUGCCAGGGCAGGCGAGGCCAAGGGGCAGCCAGCUGCCGUUCCCAAGUCUACCCGCGGGAAGAAAGCACGUCGGGGCCCCAGGCGGGCACCCAAAUGCCGUUAGUGCCACAGAUGUCGCUACGAGCCCUGUUU